Pecten maximus is the source of this 2259-nucleotide messenger RNA. RefSeq names its product sodium- and chloride-dependent betaine transporter-like. The transcript is spliced from 14 exons. The record is from RefSeq and is a predicted model, not a curated record. Gene Ontology annotation, cellular component: membrane. Gene Ontology annotation, biological process: sodium ion transmembrane transport. Bases 119 to 1459 code for a protein of 446 amino acids. NCBI's taxonomy places the organism in Eukaryota, Metazoa, Mollusca, Bivalvia, Pectinida, Pectinidae.
ACCUGGAAUAUUACUCAUGCAGGUGCUUUGUAUAACGAAAAGGCAAUAAUCCCUCAUCUUGUAUAACUAAUAUCCGUUGUUCCAAGAAGCGGAAUAUCUCGUCAGACAGCCAGUCGACAUGGAACUAGACGAAGUGCAAGUUGACCUGAUAAAGAAUAAACCUAAGAAACCACAGCCUGAACGGGACGUUUGGUCCAAUAGGUUUGAGUACCUGUUGGGUUUGAUCGGCUUCACCAUUGGACUAGGAAGUAUUUGGCGUUUUCCAUAUCUUUGUAUGAAAAAUGGCGGAGGUGCAUUUCUGAUCCCGUUCUUUUCCUUCACACUUCUAUGCGGGGUACCUCUCUACUUUUUGGAGUUGGCUCUGGGGCAGUUUUCCGGACGUAGUGCCAUGCUUGCAUGGUCGCUCUGUCCAUUAUUUGAGGGUAUCGGAUAUUCCGUGGCCGUGCUGGGCAUGCUGGGUGCAUGGUAUUACGGUCCGGUGGUGGCCUGGAUACUUUUAUACCUGGGCUACUCAUUCUUUCCGACACAGCCCUGGUCAACAUGUGACAACAUAUGGAACACCGAUCAGUGUGUCGUUUUAAGGGCUGGAGGUCCUGAAGGAACGAACAACUCCGGUUUGAACGAAUCUUCACAGACAUUAAAUAUGUCUGAAGGAUUCUAUCCAACAGCAGCCACCGAAUUUUGGCGAUACAAGAUACUGAACGCCUCGCCUGGUAUAGAAGACUGGGGCACCCCACAGUGGAAUCUAAUAAUUGCUUUAUUCUUCUCUUACGCAUCCAUCUUCCUUUGUAUAAUCAAAGGGGUGAAAUCCGUUGGCAAGGUUGUUUACGUCACAGCGCUUGGACCAUUCGUCAUGCUGAUUGUCAUCUUAAUCAGGAGCUUGUGUUUGGAAGGAUCGCUGGAUGGCGUCAUCAUGUAUCUGAAACCAGAUUUCUCCAAACUAAUGACUUACCAGAUUUGGCUAGAGGCUGCGCUGCAGGUAUUUUACUCGCUAGGUCCAGUUUGGGGUGGCGUGAUUACUAUGGCAAGCUACAAUAAAUUCAAAGGAAGCAUCAUGAAGGAUACAAUAAUCAUUGUUGCGGUGGACACCUUCAGCAAUUUCCUGUGUGGGCUGGUGGUUUUCUCUAUCUUGGGGUUCUUGGCCCAUGACGCCGGUGUCUCCAUCAGCGAAGUGGCGGAAUCCGGGCCCUGGUCUCGUGUUCCUUGUCUACCCAGAAGUUCUCACUCGUCUUCCUCUUCCCCAUCUCUGGGCCAUCAUCUUCUUCUUGAUGAUGUUCAUGGUUGGCCUCGACAGCCAGUUUGGGUCUCUGGAGACUUUUAUAAGUGCUCUGACGGACAUGUUUCCCAACACUCUUGGCAGACGGAAACACUGGGUUUUGAUUGUGGUGUUUAUGGUGUUCUUUUCAACCAGUAUGAUAUUUUCAACACAGGGUGGAGUGUAUAUAUUCCAGUUUAUUGAUUGGUAUUUAUCGACGUUCAUUAUAUUUCUGGUGGCGUUUCUAGAGUGCGUCAUCGCUGGAUGGAUAUAUGGUGCAGAGAGAAUGAGUCGGGAUAUCCAAUUGAUGACUGGGAGUUCAGUCUCGGCGUUCGUCAGGAUCUCCUGGGGUUUCGUCAUACCAUCUUUGAUGCUUGUUGCAGGCAUAGCGGUAGCAGUGAAGUUCGAAAGACCUGUUUACCGGGGAUAUGUGUACCCAGAUUUCCUAGGAAUCGUUGGUAUGUUCGUUGCCGUGUUGCUUGUGUUGCCGAUUCCAUUUGUUAUGAUAAAACGGUUAAUGGAAACACCUGGAUCGUUCAUACAGCGACUUAGAGCAUCGUUGGUCCCUCGUCCGAGUUGGCGGCCGCGUGAGGAAGGAAUGACCUACAUGAAGUACGAAUACAACGGCAGUAUUUGGCAAAAGAUCAAGACAAAUAUGAUAGGUGCCAAUGAGUAGUCUUAGCUGACAUGUUUUCUAAGUUAUAUAAGAUUUUUUUAUAUAUGAUGAUAACUUAUGAACUACAAACACUUUUUUGAAAAAAGCAUUGUGUUUGUAUGUAUUUUUUUGUAAAUAUACAUUACAAUAUACUGUCUAUAAUGAAAGUAGCUCCAAUAAACUAUAAAUGAAAAUAUAGAAAGAAGUUGUAUCUUUUUUGUUGUCAAGUCACUUAUUUACUGUCGUUUUUAUAUCUUCAUUUUGUAAAGUGUACCUUUCCUGAGACAUCGAAUAAAAAGCAAUACACUAACUUAUGCAGAAAUCUGAAAUUUGAAAAAGAAAUGAAAUU